Messenger RNA from Cricetulus griseus (Chinese hamster), 2544 nucleotides. The record is from RefSeq and is a predicted model, not a curated record. Lineage: Eukaryota; Metazoa; Chordata; Mammalia; Rodentia; Cricetidae.
GAGAGGCUGAAACUCACAUAUGAGGCGAAGAGUGAACUUCUGGAGUCUCAGUUGAUGCUUCUGAGGAAGGACUUAGUUGAAUAUCAGCAAAACUGUGAGGAUCUUAAGGAAAGACUGAAGCAUAAAGAUUCUCUUCUGGCUACUGGAGUGUCCAGCCGAGUAGGUGGCCUCUGUUUGAAAUGUGCCCAGCAUGAGGCUGUUCUUUCCCAGACCCAUAGCAACGUGCAUAUCCAGGCCAUCGAGACAAUGACUAAAGAACGGGAUGACUUAAUGUCUGCACUAGUGUCUGUGCGGAGCAGCUUGGCAGAAGUGCAGCAGAGAGAGACAAGUGCCUAUAAACAGGUGAAGCAUGCUGUGCAGAUGACCGAGGAAGCCAACUUUGAGAAGACCAAGGCUUUGAUCCAGUGUGAGCAGCUGAAGAGUGAGCUGGACAGGCAGACAGAAAGACUGGAAAAGGAGCUUGCUGCUCAGCAAGAGAAACGGGCUUUGGAGAAGGAGAUGAUAAAGAAAGAAGUAACCAAGGAGAGGGAAGAUGCAGAGUCAAAGAUGUUGAUCCUGUCUCAGAAUAUUGCCAAGCUGGAGGCCCAGGUAGAAACUGUUACAAGGGAAAAGAUUUCAGCUGUCAAUCAACUAGAAGAAAUUCAGAACCAGCUUGCUUCUCAAGAAGUGGAUGUCAGAAAGGUGUGUGGAGAAAUGCGAUUUCAGCUGAAUAAAACGAAAAUGGAGAAGGAGGAGGCAGAAAAGGAGCACAGAGAAUACAAAGCAAAAUCUCAAAAGGAUCUUGAAAUGAAAGAUCAGGAAAUAGAGAAAUUGAGACUAGAACUGAGCGAGAGCAAGCAGCACGUGGAGCAAGAACAGCAGAAGGCAGCCCGGGCCAGAGAGGAGUGCCUGCAAGUGACAGAGCUGCUGGGCGAAUCCGAGCGCCAACUGCACCUCACCAGAGUUUUGACGUUUGCUGAAGUACAAGAAUACAGCCACUGCUGGCAGUACCCAGGCACUGGCAACACUCACUCGGUUCAUCCCAAAAUGUGGAAAACACCAUGCCAUCUGCUAAGACUGGAAAAAGAUAGCAUUCAGCAAAGCCUCAGUAAUGAAGCAAAGGCCCAAGCCCUUCAGGCCCAGCAGAGAGAGCAGGAGCUGACACAGAAGAUAGAGCAAAUGGAGGCCCAGCACGACAAAACUGAAAAUGAACAGUAUUUGUUGCUGACAUCCCAGAAUACGUUUCUGACAAAGCUAAAGGAAGAGUGCUGCACGUUAGCCAAGAAGCUGGAGAAAAUGUCACAAAAAAGCAGGUCAGAAAUAGUUCGACUCAGUCAAGAGAAAAUGUAUAUGUGUGACAAGCUGGAGAAGAUACAGAAGAGAAAUGAUGAAUUGGAGGAACAGUGCAUCCAGCACGGGAGAGUGCAUGAGUCGAUGAAGGAAAGUUAGAUUGACAUCCACAGUGUAAUCUGGACCCUGGAAGAUACAGUCCUGGAGGGGAAAACCAAGAGAAGCGUGGCCAACAGACACAGAAGACACAGGAAAGGUCGAGAACACACACCUGGGACAGCUUCCUGCCUCCUUCCAUCAGAAACAGGAGGCGAGUUUGGAAGAGAAGAGCAGUGGCUUUAUUUGGAGAGAGCUGUCUGGUGGAGCACAUAUGUGCACCAUAAAUCCAGAUCUCACUGUCGCUUCACAUUUUUCAUGUCAGCAUCUGAUCAUCAACUUCCCAACGUUCCAGCAUCCCUUGCAAAUAAUUUCGUUUCGGAAACUUUCUAUCGAGAGCUAAUUUUUAGCGAAAGGCUCAUGGAAAGAAACCUCUGACAAUUAUAGCAGCAUUAAACCAGGUUCCAGAUAUGUGAUGACGGCUUUGCUGGUGUGUGCUUGUAUGUAUAAUGCAUUCAAGUACAUAGGCCAUGUCCUGCUAGCUUAUAAAGAAUUCUGCCUUAAUCCUUAACUACGGUGUGAACAGCAUCUAGCACACAUGUUAAAUGAACAUAUUCAAACAUGGGUGCUUGACCCUAUAGCUCUCUAGAAUUAGGGAGCACACAUGGAUGUUUGGUAAAGAUGUUGUUUUUUGUUUGGUUGGUUUGGGUGUUUUUGGUUUUUGUUGUCUUUGGUGUUUUGUACUAGGAAAUUUUCUUGUCAAAUGCUUUAAGUUUCAUCAGAUGACCAUGUGGCAGAUGUGUGCAGACACCAGAGCCAGGAUUUUUCAAGAAAUUUGCCAUUUUAUCCUAUCUUUACCUUGUUAUUUUCAUUAUUAGCAUUGCGGGCUUAAGAGAUAGACCUAGGCCAACCUUCAGCACGUGCUUCAUCAGCAGGAACCAAGACAUCGACAGUGUCUCUUAGCCUCCUAAAAUGAGCAUGAUGUUGGCAUUGGUGAUCUGUAAUGUUAAGACUGAAACUGGUUUUGCAUAGGGAAGGGUUCAGUACACAGCUGAGCACUGUGGCCCACAACUGUAGCCCUGGUUAGUUGGAAGGCCGAAGCAGGAGGAUUGCUUGAACCCAGGAACAACAUAGACCCUGUUGGGAAAAGAAAAGAAGAAUAAAGAGAAACAGAGAGUC